AUGGAACUACCGGAGGGAGGCAAAGUUUACUAUACGGACAUGUUGGACUUUUUGCACAAACUACUAGAUAACAAUACAAUAGAUGAAAAUGACAUCCUAAACUACUUCGGAAAAAACGAAUUCAACGGCAUUACUCCACCCCGUGUACAGCGAAGAGAUCAAAUAAUUCUAAUCGGGGCACCGUUUGUUUUUUUCAUUGGAGUGAUUGGGCAUCUGAUGUCCUUACUUAUUUUGCCAUAUUUCGCCAAAAAAGAGUCGACAUAUGUAUAUCUAUUAUCUCUUUCAAUAUUUGACCUUCUUGUAUUACAUGUAGGUCUGCUUGUUCGGUGGUUAAACGAGAUUCUGGGAACGAAUAUCCUUUCUCGCAGUAACUUCACAUGUAAAACGUUGACUUUUCUAAGUCUUGUUUUUAGUGAUACAUCAGUUUGGCUUCUAGUGGUCGUAACGUUCGAAAGAUUUGUCAUGCUUUAUCAUCCAUUUCAAGCGACUGUUAUAUGCAAAGUUCGUCGUUCGCUCAUUAUUAUUUUGCUGGUGUUGGGCAUACUAGCAAUGGUUAACAGCCAUGUAUUCUGGACACUCGAAAUCGUCAUCAACAAUGUGACCAAACAACAAAGUUGUGAUCCCGCCGCAAAAAGCAACACAAUGAUUUAUCAAAUUUGGCCGCUGAUCGAUUCUUUUAUUUAUUUUAUCUUGCCCUUCCUAAGUACAUGUAUCUUAAACGGCAGAAUCAUCAAGAAAAUCCGUGGCAUAAAGAAAAGAAAUCCUUUGGUCAACGCAAGACGAUUUUUGAAAACGUCUGUCGAUCAGAAAUCACCCAGGGUCGAAAGGAAGUUGACAACAACCAUGGUCAUUUUGUCUCUGACCUUUGUAGUGUCCACCCUUCCUAUGCUGGUCUACUUGUGUGUGACUGCGGUGUUAAACUCUCUUCAUAACCAGCCUAUAUUCAGUCGCGAAAGAUAUCAGUAUUUCCGGUCUUUUGCAGAGCUUAUGAUGUAUUGCAACCAUGCCAUAAACUUUUAUCUCUACAUCGCAAAUUCUAAAAGACUUCGGUUAUGGUUUCAAAAACGAAUUUGUAAGCAAAAGGCUGAACAACUAGUCAUCGGAAACGAAGUGUUCGAAAUGCAAGAAUAUUCUUCAAGAUAUUCAUAA
This is a messenger RNA of Saccostrea echinata, 1149 nucleotides long. Its product is annotated as cysteinyl leukotriene receptor 2-like. Gene Ontology annotation, cellular component: plasma membrane. The record is from RefSeq and is a predicted model, not a curated record. Gene Ontology annotation, biological process: G protein-coupled receptor signaling pathway. Bases 1 to 1149 code for a protein of 382 amino acids. NCBI's taxonomy places the organism in Eukaryota, Metazoa, Mollusca, Bivalvia, Ostreida, Ostreidae. The transcript has a single exon. Gene Ontology annotation, molecular function: G protein-coupled receptor activity.